Cooperia oncophora is the source of this 2628-nucleotide messenger RNA. The record is from the annotation of a GenBank genome assembly. NCBI's taxonomy places the organism in Eukaryota, Metazoa, Nematoda, Chromadorea, Rhabditida, Trichostrongylidae.
AUGCGGAAAACCCGUGUUUUCAGGAGCGACCUUGAGAAGAAGUUUAGCGCUCGUCAUAAUCCGGACGAUUUUUGCUUUUCCUAUGAGCAGGCAAUGCAACAGGAAUAUGAUCGAUUAACGCAAUUACAAGGGAAGAUAGAAAAGCCUGUUAUACAGGAGAUGUGCAAUCGGAUUCAUCAUAGUACUUAUUCGUUAGACGACCUUGUAGAAUCAUUAGAAAACUAUCUCGACGACUACUUUGUGAAAGGUGAAAAUGUGGAGUUUAGACCGGGAACUGACAGAACUGUACUUGCGAAGGUGACGGGUGUGGAGAAGAAAGGUGGAGCAGUGUUUUAUACCUUGUUGUACGAUGACAAAGAAAUUGGUCGAAUCAAUGGAAGGGAUUUAAGGCGGCGUUAUAAAAUUUCUGAAGACGAUAUUCGAUCGCUUAUUCUAUUGUUAGGUUCACAGCAACCUGGAAAACCUUGGCAGAUUGAGGAAGGAUAUAAGAAGGAAUAUGGCAUCAAAGACAAACUGGCACCUAUUUUCUGCUCUUUUUCCCAUUCGAAAUCCUCGAACAAGAUCGUGAGCACGACUGGAAGAAGUGAGGUCUCAUGGGGUACUAUGCCUUGCUUUCCCUCGCUGCCAAAGACGAUGAUUCCGAUUCUGAUACACCUCUCGUCAACUUCAUUCCUCAACGAAGGAGUGGAGUUGCCCUACCGCCUAAUGCCUCAUCGAAAGAAGUUGACAAGCAGAGGAAGAAGCAAGAGAAGAAAGACCAACAAGAAAGAGAAGAAAGACCAGCAGAAAGAGAAGAAGGAAAAGAAGAAGGCUGACAAGAAAGGAAAGGAACAAAAAGAGAAUGGUUCUGGGGAUCUGACCAAGUUUAUCUGUGCUGGAGGUGCUAAUGGUGAGCAUAAAUCGGGUGAAGCUACGGGAACUCCAUUUCUGACGCCUCAGAAACGUAGCGAGAAAAGGUUCAAGUCUGCUGUAAGUAAACUGCAAGAUGCUUGGCGGAAGCGGGACGAGCAGGAAUUUAUCAGUGCAGCAGCCUGGGCUGCAAAGGUCCUCUCUGGAGUUCAGAUCGAUAAGAUUCCUCACGAAUGUCAUCGAUUUGCGGUGCGAAAGGCUUACGACAAGGUCAAGGAUGCUGAAACUUUGAAGAAGAUGAAGACGAAAGAGGAGCGAGCAGCAUUCCGGGACAAGAUGCGUGAACAGAAGACAUCAACAUCAAAAAAUAAUGCUUGGCGAAGAUCAAGGCCUACUUCAGAAAUUGCAGAGGAAGACAUUGUAGUUAGCGAUGUGGCUCUGCCAUGUCCCGGUCGACCUGUUUCAGUUCCGAGCGGGCAAUCGUUACUGUUAACUGACUGCGUAGUCUUUACUCAAUUCUUUUCCUCGUUGAAGAAGUUCAUCGAAGCGGAUCACAAGAUUACAGCUAAGCAACUUUUCGAUGCUGUUCAUGAAGGAAGGCCAGGCUUUAUGAAAUGCACCGCCAAAUUGUUUGGCUCGCUCUUGAAGACUUUGUUGCAGGAUCCGGAGUACGGGAAUCUUUCCCAUUUCAAUGUUCGUCUUCAUGAAUUUUCAAUUGAAAAUAACACAGUAUCUGAACUGUGUCGUGCUCUUCUCAUUGGAAGUACGGGCUUGGACGAAAAAAUUCGCGAAUGCAACGACGUCAUUGACUUCACGACUCCGAAUGGAGUGGACAACGAGGAUGGGGAGAAUGCUGUUGAAAGCGGUCGUAACUCUCCAUGUGAAGUGAACGACAUGUCACAGAUCGAUAUAGAUGUGUGCAAGACCUUCCUUGACAGCUUUACGCCCGACAAGGAACUCUGGGAACUGACUCCGGAAGAUCAAUUGGGAAUUCUUGGUUUAGUGCUGAAUCGUGUGCUUGACCUUCGUUCGUUCAAGGAUUACAUUAACCAGGAAGGACUCAGUGAAGCUGCUAGAAACUUGCGUGAUAAGAUCACAAAACUUAAUGAGCAGGUCACUUCGUGGCAAGAGGAACUGGUUGCUUUGCCUGAGUACGAAGAGGUUCCUGACCCACUUCUGCUUUCUCGAAGUGAAACACGAGAAAGAGCCGAGACCCAGAGGCAGCGUGAGAAUUUGGAACGGAGGAUUGAAGAGAAUAAGGAUAAAGUGGGCGAGCUUCUCGAAAAGCUUACGAUGGAGAGGCUGGCAAAAUCUCAAUCCAAACGUCUCGUCCCUAUUGGAGAAGACCGCCAUUUCCGUCGUUACUACUGGUUCCAUGGAAAAUCCGCGGAUGAUGGUAUUUGGAUCCAAGAUCUGGGUGUGACCUCGUAUGAAAAAUUUAUCCGCGCUUGUAUCAAAGCUGGGAAACCGUUUGAAGAAGAAGUGGAUGAGGAAGAAAUAAAAAUUGAAGAACCUGAAAAUAAGCCGUCUUCCGAGAACAACCAGGAUCCUGCAAGUACCCCUGUCAAGAAAUCCGAAGCCGACUGGCCGGUUCUCGAACCGGAAAGUUACACGGAGACAUGGUACAGAGUGCCCGAUGUGACGUCGUUCGACAGUUUGUUGAGUUCCUUAAUGAAAGCAGGAAUUAGAGAAGGAAAAUUGCUGGCGUUCCUGAGGAAAAAUAAAGAUGCAAUACUCAGCAGUAUUACUGGUGGAAGUGCACGGCAAAGCAAAACGUAA